Molecule: messenger RNA, 1178 nt
Organism: Fragaria vesca subsp. vesca
Lineage: Eukaryota; Viridiplantae; Streptophyta; Magnoliopsida; Rosales; Rosaceae
Product: peroxidase 10-like
Exons: 4
Coding region: 49-1041 (330 amino acids)
Biological process (GO): response to oxidative stress; hydrogen peroxide catabolic process
Molecular function (GO): peroxidase activity; heme binding
Source: RefSeq, a predicted model, not a curated record
ACUACUUGUAACACACUACUAGCUAAGCUAGUGAUAAUAUAGUUAGAAAUGGAGCAUACUUGCUAUACACUUCUUACUUGUGUUACCUUGUUUUGCUUCUUGUUCAUAAGCCCUCCUCUUGUAUCCUCUCAGCAGCUUAAUUAUAAGUUCUAUGAUUCCUCUUGUCCCAACUUGACCAAGAUUGUUCAACAAGGCGUUUGGUCAGCUAUCGCCAACGAUUCUAGGAUUGCAGCCUCACUCUUGCGGCUUCACUUCCAUGACUGCUUUGUUAAUGGAUGUGAUGCAUCUGUAUUACUUGAUGAUACUAGCACUCUUCAAGGGGAGAAAAAUGCAUUUCCCAACAAAGAUUCAGCCAGAGGCUUUGAGGUGAUCGACAAAAUCAAGUCAAAUUUGGAGGAAGCUUGCCCAUCCACCGUUUCUUGUACUGAUAUUCUCACCCUUGCAGCAACUUCAGCUGUUUACUUUAGCGGAGGGCCAUAUUGGCCUGUAGCCCUGGGUCGCCGGGACGGCACUACCGCAAGUAAAGAUGCAGCUAACAAUGAUCUGCCAUCACCAUUUGAGCCCUUGGAGAACAUCACAGCAAAGUUCACGGCAAAAGGCCUUGAUAUGAAGGAUGUUGUUGUUCUCUCAGGUGCACACACUAUUGGCUUUGCUCAAUGCUUCACAUUCAAGCCAAGACUGUUCAACUUUGAUGACUCUGGCAAACCAGACCCGACAUUAGACACAUCACUUCUUACAAAUCUACAAAGCGUUUGCCCAAAUCAAGCUGAUUCUGACACCAAACUGGCUCCAUUGGAUCCUGUCACUUCAACCAAGUUUGAUAAUGUUUACUUCAAGAGACUGGUGAACAAUUCUGGGCUUCUCCAAUCGGACCAGGUUCUUAUGGGAGACAAUAGGACUGCAUCAAUGGUCAUCAGCUAUAGCAGAUUUCCUUAUCUGUUUAACAAGGACUUUGGAGCAUCCAUGGUGAAGAUGGCAAAUAUAGGUGUGCUCACCGGACAAAGUGGUCAAAUCAGGAAGAAUUGUAGGGUGGUGAACUAGAGUCUAUAACACUUGAAUGGUUACAAGUGUUGUUGUAAAAUGAUGUUGAAAGCUAGAUUGUCCAUGCACUAAGUAUGUUACUCCUUUGUACCAAGUUUGUUUACCCAAAAAUAAUAAUCUUGCAUUUAUAUAUACAA